Messenger RNA from Microthlaspi erraticum, 918 nucleotides. The record is from the annotation of a GenBank genome assembly. Lineage: Eukaryota; Viridiplantae; Streptophyta; Magnoliopsida; Brassicales; Brassicaceae.
AUGGAGACGAGAAGAACAAUAGUCACGAGCUGUUCUUCCAUGGCGGCUCUGUUCUUGUUCAUUGCAUCUAUAAUGGCGUCUUCCUCUAUCGCGGCAACACCGACACAGUCAUUCGAAGACAAUUUCAAUAUCAUGUGGUCUGAAAAUCACUUCACGACUUCCGAGGAUGGACAGAUCUGGAAUCUCUCCUUAGACAAUGAUACCGGAUGUGGGUUUCAGACGAAGCACAUGUACAGAUUCGGAUGGUUCAGUAUGAAGCUAAAACUCGUCGGCGGCGACUCCGCUGGCGUCGUCACCGCUUACUACAUGUGUUCAGAGAAUGGAGCAGGACCGGAGAGAGACGAGAUAGAUUUCGAAUUUCUAGGGAACCGAACCGGGGAGCCCUACAUAAUUCAAACCAAUGUGUAUAAGAACGGAACCGGGAAUCGGGAAAUGCGACAUUCCCUCUGGUUCGACCCAACCAAGGACUACCACACUUACUCCAUCCUUUGGAAUAACCACCAGCUCGUGUUCUUCGUCGACAGAGUACCGAUCCGAGUGUACAAGAACAGCGAUAAGGUACCAAACAACGAUUUCUUCCCGAACCAGAAGCCAAUGUACUUGUUCUCCAGCAUCUGGAACGCCGAUGAAUGGGCAACACGUGGCGGUCUCGAGAAAACCGACUGGAAAAAAGCUCCUUUCGUCUCUUCAUACAAGGACUUCGCCGUGGAAGGAUGCCGUUGGAAAGAUCCAUUCCCUGCUUGCGUUUCCACCACAACGGAGAACUGGUGGGACCAGUAUGACGCGUGGCACUUGUCCAAGACACAGAAGAUGGAUUAUGCGUGGGUGCAGCGCAAUCUCGUCGUAUACGAUUACUGCCGCGACAGUGAGAGAUUCCCUAAACUUCCUUGGGAGUGUUCCAUUAGUCCUUGGGCUUAA